Molecule: messenger RNA, 4192 nt
Organism: Vanessa tameamea
Lineage: Eukaryota; Metazoa; Arthropoda; Insecta; Lepidoptera; Nymphalidae
Product: superkiller complex protein 3
Exons: 2
Coding region: 132-3950 (1272 amino acids)
Cellular component (GO): Ski complex
Molecular function (GO): protein binding
Source: RefSeq, a predicted model, not a curated record
CGGAAAACUCGUAAAACUGAAAAGUGACUAACAUUGAAUAAUUGUUUCUGCCGACUUAAGUCAAUCAUAAUAUAAAUUGUUCAAAUGCAUUUAUAAUAUUUUUGCAUUGUAUCUUUUGUUAAAGUACGAAGAUGGCCGAUUUAAAAACGCUUCUUAAAGAAGCAAGAAAAUUAAUUGACGAAAAGAACUACAAAGAAGCACAAGAAUGUUGCAAGAACAUAUUAAGAAAAGAUAAGCAGAAUUAUUUAGGACUUGUUUUACUCGGAAAAUCGUUACAGGAAUCUGAUCAAGCACCACUAGCUUAUCAAAACGCAAUAGCAAGUAAACCAGAUGUUCCAUUAGCAUGGCAAGGUCUUGCCAAUUAUUACGAAAAGAAAGAUGACACUGCAUCUAAAAUUAAACUUUUAUCAAUUUAUGAUGAGAUGUUAAAGUUACAAAUAGAUGAAGAAAAAACAUUGGAAAUCAUAAGUAAGAUUAGUGAGCUUGGAUGCUUUCUCAAAGACUGUAAAGCAAUUAGUAUUAUAUUAAAUUUUAUGGAUAAAAAGCCUAAUGCGAAAAUAUAUGUAAUUGCUGAAAAGUCAUUGCUUGAACUUGUAAAAUCAGAUAUAAUGUGUGAAGAAGAGUAUAUUAUAAAACUAAUGAACUGUCUGAAAGUUAUUGUUUCAAAAGAUUGUAAUGAUUCCAUAUACAUCUUGUUAGGAAAAGUAAUUUUACAAAAAAAUAAUUAUGUUGAAGCAAUAGAAGAAGUGCUGCAAUUAUGUUAUUUUGAAUCUAGUGUUGUAUUUCGUGAAUGGUUAUGUAAAUACUUAUGUACAAAUUUUAUAAAACAUGAAUCUUUCUGUGGGCUUGAUGUGGAAAGAUAUAAAGACAAAAUAAUUUUAGGAAUUGAAAAUUCUAAAUAUCCUGCUCUUCUAAAUAGUAUGAUUUGUUACAACAAAGGCUUAUAUUUAGAUGCUUAUAAAAAGUGUGUUCCAUUGGUAAAUUACCAAGAAGCAGAUGUUACUGAGGCCACAUUUAUAAUAAAAUGUUCAAUUAUGUUAAAAAAGUGGUCAGUUGCACAAAAACUAGCAACAAACUUUUUAAUUAAAGUUAGAGAUAACAAUUUUGCAAUGAUUUUAAAGAAGUUUUUAUUCUUAUCACUGGCUGAACAACAGAAAUGGAAACAAGCAAUAACUGUUUCAAAGGAAAUACCUAUAGAAAAUUUCAAUGUAAAUGAACUGGCAACUCUAGCAAAAUGUUAUAUAGAGGUCAAUGAACAAGCUGAUCAUAUCAUGAAAAACCUCCAGACAACAGAAUAUUAUCUUCAGCUUGAAGCUCUUUCCCUUUUAAAGCAAAAAAAAUACAAUGAGGCAAUUGCCUUGUUAGAAAAAAUAAUGGACACCCCAUUAAAAUUAUUUUACAUCAGCAAAGCAUAUUGGGAGUUGCAAGAAUAUGAUAAAUCUCAUCUAAAUUUACUUAAAGCUGCCAAACUUGAUUCUGAGCAUGAUGAAACUUUUUUGUAUUUGGGAAUGUAUUAUCAUCACUGUAAAACAGAUUAUGCUAAAGCAAAAAAAUGUUAUGAAAAAGCUUAUAGUCUAAACAAUUCAGAUUGCAAUGUUAUAAAGCAUUUAAGUGAUGUGUAUAUAAAACUACAACUUAAGGAUAACAAUUAUGAUUUAUUAUAUAAAGCUAGCCAGAAUGCUAUGCUAAAUCAGUCAUGGAUAAGCUUUCGAUUAGGACUUCAUUACAUAAACCGUAGAGAGUGGGAAAAUGCUAUUAUUCAGUUUAGAAAUGUAAUUAAAAGCAAUCACAAUGACAUAGUUGCUUUUGAGUGCUUAGCAGAUGCCUACUUUUCAAGAGGAUCAUUUACAUCUGCAUUAAAAGCUUAUAAUAAAGUAAUUAAGAUGAAUUCUAAUAAAAUACACUGCCUUACUAGAAUUGGAUAUAUACAUUCUAUAUUAACACAAUACAAAGAUGCAAUUUCAACCUUCAAAAAAGUUCUCGAAACUGAACCAUACUCAAUGUUAGCUUUAAAAGGAAUAGCAGAAACAUAUAUGAGAAUUGCAAUGAAUAAAUUUAAUGCUAAAUUAUAUGGCAGUGCUCGAGAUACAGCUCAAAAUGCUAUUGAUUAUAUAAUUAAAGCUCUAUCCAAAGAGAAAAAGUUUUUAUGUUUUUGGAACUUGCUAGGAAAUGCAUUAAUUUUUUUAACUAAACUACCUAAAGAAUUCUGUUUUGCAUGGCUAAAAACUGACGAAAACAUGGAAGUAUCAAGAAAAGAAAACUUAGACAUUUAUCCCCAAGCUUUAGCAUGUUAUUCAAUGAUUGCAAAACAGAAACUUCAAUUUACAUCAUAUGAGCUAGCCUCUACAUACCUUGAUUACUAUCUUGCAUCAAAUAAUAUGAUGCACUGUCAGAUUUCUUAUCAAUUAACAGUGGCUUGCAUUAAAUUGAAACCUUCCGUUUGGCGAAAUUGGAACUUGCUGGGUAGAAUAUGUAUUUUUAGGAAAAAGUAUGCACUUGCUCAACAUUGUUUAAUUAAGGCACUAUUAGUUACGAGAAAAUGGUCUGUGGCAGAUGUAUGGUGUAAUCUUGGAACUCUUUAUUUGAAGAUGAAUCAACAUAAACUUGCUAAUUACUGUUUCUGGCGUGGGCAAUCAACUUCGCCUUCUUAUCCUCUUAGUUGGAUUGGUCAAGGAUUAAUAGCAGAAGUAAUUCGUGAAGAAGAAGCAAUGGAUCUUUUCAGACAUGCAUCUCGGUUAGGCUACCACCCUGAAAGUGCUCUUGGAUAUGCUGAUUGGGUAUGUCGCACUAUUAAACAUGAUGAUUACAAAAAUAGUUCUGAAUUAAAAUAUGUUAUAGACAGUCUUGAUGCUAUACCUUAUGCCAUGGAUUUAGUAAUGUGGUUUUCUACUUAUGAACCAAACAAUGCUUGUUCUUGUAAUAUUCUUGGUAUUCUACAAGAAAGGAGUGGGCUUCUAUCUGCAGCUUUAGAAUCAUAUCAAAAAGCAUUACAGUAUGCAGAAGAAGACUACCAAAAUAUCAUUCUAUUGAAUAUUGGAAGAAUUUUAUUACGAUUAGAAAAAUAUGAUGAAGCUAUUAAAAUUUACAAAGCUAUUACAGAAGCUAGCCUAAAUUCGGCGUGUGGCUUAGCAUUUGGAUUAUUCAAAAAGGAGCUCUAUGAAGAAGCAUAUUCCGCAUAUGACACAGCUUUGCAAUGGCUUAGCAAUACUGAUGAUGACAAAGCUGAUCUUUUGGUUGCAAUGGCUGGAAUAGUCUACAUGUUUAAAGGUAUGGAUGAUGCCAAAACAUUGCUCUUUCAUAGUAUUCAAGUAUCACAAAAGAAACCAACAGCAAACAGCUUAUUUGCUAUAUGCUCUUUAGGGUUAAUUCAUGCAGAUCAAAGUUUGUCAAAAUUAGCAUUGAGUGAACUACAAAAGUAUGAAAAAGACAGUAGAUAUGGUUAUGAUAUUGGAUUUUUGAAGUCUUAUCUUGUAGUGGAUAAAGAUUUAAAUCAAGCAAUUAAAAUAAUGAGUGAUGCUCUCCAUGAUCAUCCUGACAAUACACAUCUAUGGUUUUGUUUGGCCCAAUAUUGUCUAAAUGUAACCAAUACAAAAGCUAACAUUGCUAGUUGUUGUGCACAAAGAGCUUUGUGCUCUGCUUACAAUUGUGAAAACAAAAACUUUGCAAUAACAGCAAAAAUGAUUGCUACUGCCAGUAUUGCCGAGCAUAUUGUAGGAGACAGAAAGAAAGCAAUGUUAUUAGCUAAAGGAGGCCUUCACAUGUAUCCAUGCCAAUCAGACAUUUGGGCUGCAUUACUUUUCUCUGUUUUAAACAAUAAAAUGUGGUCAACAAGAACAAAUUGGGUUUUAAAUAGAGCUGGUCACAUGCGAAAAAAUCUUGAAACAACUAGAGUUCUAAGUAGGUGGGUUAAUCUUUUAGAAAAAAAAUUAAAUAAACAAUUAUCUUCCUGAAAUCACAAAUGUUUUUAUUUAUAAAGACAUUUUUUAAUUGUUUGCUUUUGAAUUGUAAUGACAUUUUUUAAUUUAUAAGAUGAUUUAUUUUAAUUUAAGUUUAAUUCUUAAAAUUAAUUUAUAUUUUUAUAUCAAUAAUUAUAUAAUAUUAUUAGGCAUUUAUAAAUGUAUCGCAUGGUUUAUGAGUAAAGAUGCCAGAAAUACAUUUCUCAUAAUGUUUUUGUCUUUCCCUUAUCGUUUCU